UGAGAGAGAGACAACGGCAGUCCAACUAGAUCAGAUUGCAAAAGACUGAUAGAGAGCUGUUCAGUUAAUAAGCAGUGAGAGGUUAUUAGACAGGUUUACGGCAAAUGUGAAGGAUAGACUUAAUGUUAGCAAAAAAUAAAGGAUGUGCAGAAGACCCGCUGAAGAAAUUGCCUCAAAAAAUGGAGAUACAAAAACCUGACUUUUCAUUUGGAUAGUUCUCGUUAAACCUUUUGCACCUGUUUCGCAAGUCCGGCACUCACCGAGCAGCAGCAGCAGCAGCAGCUUGACCCGGGGUUCUGGUGUGGUUCAGUCUGGCCAGAACUGAAAUUCCUCUGUGCUCCUGAAAAAGAGAGAGACAAGAGAUCAAGCAAGGAUGAAGAAAUUCAAAGGGGGUCUGUGCCUUGUGCUGAAGAUGAUGGAGUGGUUUUCUCCGGUAUUAGAGUGACACACAAACAAGGAACAGCUGUAGUGGUGCAGAUGCAGAUAAUGCCUCAGUUUGGUUAACAGGGACACUGGGAGAGAAGAUACCAACUUCUAGUGCUACAGCCUGGAGUAGGACAGGUAGAAAUAAAGGGACUGGAUUAAUGCACAAGGCUCCCACCCGGCUCCCGGUCUAUGACUCACUAAAAUGCAGCCUAGCCAGUGAUCACGCUGUGAGAGGCCUUGGUCACACACUGGGACUCCAGGCCUGCCCUUCUGCUCUAACACUGCAGCUGGAGGCACUGUCAGGAGCAUGAGUGUGGGAAGGAUCAACCGCUACAGCAUAGUGUCAUCUGAGGAAGAGGGCCUGCGCCUCACUACCAUGCAUGGCAUGAACGGCUUUGGCAAUGGCAAGAUCCACACGCGCCGCAAAUGCCGCAACCGCUUUGUAAAAAAGAAUGGCCAGUGCAAUGUGCAGUUUGCCAAUAUGGACGACAAGUCGCAGCGCUACAUGGCCGACAUCUUCACUACGUGUGUUGAUAUUCGCUGGCGAUGGAUGCUGGUAGUCUUCACUCUUGUGUUUGUCGUCUCCUGGCUGGCCUUCGGCUUAGCCUUUUGGGUCAUUGCUCUGCUACAUGGAGAUCUGGAUAACCCAGCCGGAGAUGACAACUUCACUCCAUGUGUCCUACAGGUCAAUGGAUUUGUGGCUGCCUUCCUAUUCUCCAUUGAAACACAGUCUACUAUUGGUUAUGGCUACCGCUGCGUUACUGAGGAGUGCCCAGUGGCUGUCUUCAUGGUGGUCUUCCAGUCCAUAGUGGGCUGCAUCAUUGACUGCUUCAUGAUCGGCGCCAUCAUGGCCAAGAUGGCAAGGCCUAAGAAGCGAGCACAAACACUUUUGUUUAGCCACAAUGCUGUCAUUGCCAUGCGGGAUGGAAAGCUGUGUCUCAUGUGGAGGGUAGGGAAUCUUCGCAAGAGCCACAUUGUAGAGGCCCAUGUCCGAGCACAGCUUAUUAAGCCUCGGAUAACUGAUGAGGGGGAAUAUAUUCCUCUAGACCAGAUAGACAUUAAUGUGGGCUUCGACAAAGGCUUGGACAGGAUUUUCUUGGUUUCACCCAUCACAAUUCUCCAUGAGAUAGAUGAGGAGAGCCCCCUAUUUGGAAUCAGCAAACAGGACUUGGAGACAGCAGACUUUGAGAUUGUUGUCAUUUUGGAGGGAAUGGUUGAAGCAACCGCCAUGACCACGCAGGCUCGCAGCUCCUACUUGGCCUCUGAGGUCCUUUGGGGUCAUCGGUUUGAGCCAGUCUUGUUUGAGGAGAAGAACCUGUACAAGGUGGAUUACUCUCACUUUCACAAAACCUAUGAGGUGCCGUCCACCCCUCGCUGCAGUGCCAAGGACAUGGUGGAGAACAAGUUCCUAGUCCCCAGCUCUAAUUCCUUCUGCUAUGAAAAUGAGCUGGCCUUCUUAAAUCGUGAUGAGGAAGAGGAAGAGGGUGUAGGUGGUGGGAGCAGGGCACUGGCAAACCUCAGUCCAGACCGGAACAGCCGACAUGAGUUUGAACGCUUACAGGCCACCAGGGCACUUGAUCAAAGGUCAUAUCGUAGAGAGUCAGAAAUAUGACCUUUAUACAUUGGCCCUGGGUCAAAUUUCAAUAACAUUAUCCAAGGGUAAAAAUGCAGAACAAUGCAAAGUGCCAUAGGAAAAGCUGACAACUGUGAAAGAGUGGAAAACAAAUAGGACCACAAUAAAAGGGACUUAACUGGAAGGCACGGGGAAAAGCAUGAGUACACAGCUUAAAACAUUGUGGUAUGGAAUGUCUACAAUCAAGGAAAAGGCUAGAGAAAGACCUUCUUCCUUCAUGGAAACUUGAAUCUUUUUUUCCACAUGGUCAUUUUGAGUUAAGAGUGUUUAAUGAUAGUGCAUCAAAAUACUAUUAUGACAGAAACCUUAUAAUCAAAUAGGUGUAAAUACAUUUCUUAGGUAAGUUAUGUUUUGUGUGCAGUAUCAGUAUCCAAAAACACCUCGAAAAAAAUAGGAGUUGCUAUUUCAACUUGUUCUUGGCCACAAACAAUAGUGUUACAAGGCUUCUCUAAAGCCUUUCUCACAGUGCUGGACCUGCGUUCAGAGACACAUUGAAAAUUCAUGCACUGCAGCAUUCAAACGCACCGAGCCAUGAUAAAACAUCUGACCGUGAGCCACUAAGAACAACACAAUUCAACAAUUCAUCUUAGCAUUAGUAAGAUACCACAAUCUAACUCCAACACAGGGAGAGUUUAUAAAAUUACUUGCACUAUGAAGAACCUUAAAGAAUGUGCUGAACAGAAAUUAAACAUUAUGAACACUAUUCAUUAUCACAUAAUGCCUCUUCUAAGCCCCCAACAUCAUGAUUUGGCUGCUUACACAUAAUGACAUGUACCAACACUGCUAAGAAGACAGCCAAAACAAAAGCACAAAUGUUGGGCAGCUGACUUAAAUAAACAGUCUGUAAGAACACUACAGUUUGAUUUUCUAGGUUUAGGUUAUUUAAAUCAAUAAAUAAAUAGCUGCAAUUUGUAAUUCCACAAACAAAUGCACCUUAUAGUGUACCUUUACUUUUGCAACUUAUCUAACAAACUAAGUUGAACUAAAACCUGUAUGUCGGCAGUCAUUAACACGUUUUCCUUUCCGUACAGAAAUUAAGACAAACUGGCAUGAAUUGAUCCGACAUGUUGUGCAUUUGUUCUCUCUAAAAAUUGAUCUAUGCAUAGUAACCGUAUCAGGGGACAGACAUUCUACUGAGUUCUGAGAUGAAAUUAUGUAAUGCCGUUGCUUUAAACAACACCCAAGACAAACAGCCUGAAACUUAGAGGGAAAAAAGGAAUUAAGUCAAUUUCAAAGAAAAGCUGUUUUGUUUAUCAAAGCUCUCUCUGACCAGAGUUACAUUAAACUGAUAGCACGUCUUGUUGUGUUUGGUUGGCCAAAGUGUAGUCCUGAGAUCAAGCCACAUAGGUGUUUCUAUCCACCCCAAAGGCACCUAUCUCAAAUGUUAAAUGGACAACAUACAAGAUACAAGAAACAAACAUGAUAAGGACAGAUGUAUCUAUAACACUUUGUGUUAUACUGAUAAAGUUAGAAUAGUUCAAAUGUAUAGGCAAACUCACAGUAGCUGCUCCUACAGCUCUAUUCAUUAUGAAUCAACAGUGGCUAAGUGGCCUUUAUAUUGUUACAUAGAGAGCUCACUUGUUUUUAGACUAAUUACAGGAAAACAUGUUAUUAAUUUAUUAUCUGACACAAUAUUCCCUUAAUUUGGCUAAAACGAGUAUACAGAUAUAGACAAGCAACAUUAAAACAAAGAAAAAAACUGCUUCCCCUUUUUACAUUACUUCAUUCUUGCAUUUACACAAAUCACAAACUGUAGACAGCUCAAUGCAUUUGAGCAAUAUGCUAAUAUGAAGAGUGAAGACACUGGAACAAGGUCUGAAUGGGAGCAAUAAACACUGAAGCACAAUUUUUUUUUUUUAAAUCAAUGUUAAUAAACAUAUUCUUAAUGAUUCCCUGGCAGUACACUGAACAUACAUAUUUAGAUAUCUCAAUUCACACUACAAGUGAAGGCAUGGUGCAAGAAGAAUGACCAUACAAUGCUUCUGUUUUUAUUGUACUUGUAUGCAUACGAUUUUGCUGAUUUGAUACCAAAGUAAUAGAGUGUAGCUCAGACCGAGAUUUUGAAAUGAUUGUUCCCUUGGUAAUCCCCCCAAACCAGUUUAGACUGAUGGUGAUAUAGACGGGUAGCAAUAUUCUAAAAUGGUGUUUGAGUCUCCAUUUUGCAAAUGAUCUCUCUGUAGAUUUAAAGAAUUUCUAGAAAAAUAUGCCAUUCAAUAAAACAAGUCCCAGUUGAGCCAAAACAAAAAAACAAACCAAGUCAAAUUUAAUUUGUACUAAGACUUAUUUGAUAUCACUGUAUACCGUAGUUUAAGAAACAAAUGUAUUAUGCAUGACAAUUUUUUCAUCGAUAAGAGAAAUAGCAUUCAAAAAUGAUCCCUGAUUCUAGAUGCCUUGUCAGAGUAUAUCAUUCAAACCCCAUUAUGUUCAUGUUGCUUUGCAACACAUUAUUAAUCGAGUCCAGCUUAUAUAUUACCUCACUAAAACAUGGAUGUCAUGUUCCUAUGAAAGAAUUUUAGUAAAUUUUCACAUAUAAAAAAUAAUUUAUGUGUAAAGAAGGAAGUUUUAGAAUCUGAUGAAAAGGUGCAACAUGAAAACUAAGAGGAGAACCAUAAAAUGGUUGUUAUGUUGGUCACAAUGACUAAUAUUUUCCUAACAGUCAUUUAACUUUAGUGAUAUGUUUGAGUCUAUGAUAUUUCUUAGUUACAUGUUGCUUUUUUAGAAAAAGAAAGUAGGAUGUAGUAAAAUCUAAAUAGAACUUCUGACUGAUAAGUGAAGCAUUCUUUAUCCAACUCCAAAGUUUAUGCUCAAUACCUUCUGGGAAGGUUAUGUACACUGAUGUGUGAAGCCUCUGCACCAACUCAUAAAGUUUCAGAGGUGAAAAAGGUGAAGAGUCAACAGCUUCUACGCUAUAUCACUGAAAUGGAUAGCUCAAUCAUUUCUACUUUUUUCAAAGAUUGUUUUAGAUUAGAUGUGUCCCAUCCGAGCUCUUAAAAAAGAAGCACACACAAAUCACCAAGGUUUUAGCUAGAUAUGAAGGUUUAUAGUGUAAAAAUCAUAGUGAUGUUAUAAAAUUGAUAAUAGGGAGCAGCCAGGCUGAACAAACCUGCUUAUUUUUAUACAAAGUUCUUUUUGAUAGAAUACAGCAAUCAAUAUUUAUCUGUUUUUACCAGAGUACUAUAAUGAAAUCACCAUUAAGAGGCAAAAUAUGAUACUUGUCUUAGUUUUCAAUUAUCUAAGUUCUGUUUUUUUUUCUUUCUGCACAGAAGCUCAUGAUUAAACAGGUAUUUCUCUUAAAGGGAUGAUUGGAAAAACUUUUGACCUCUGUAGAAGUCUUCCUAUGUCCAGCAAAAUGUCUACUGGGCUUUUGCUUUUAAUUCAAAGUCAUUUAAAUUAUUCAAUUAAAAAACUAACUGUGAAAAA
Messenger RNA from Amphiprion ocellaris (clown anemonefish), 5479 nucleotides. RefSeq names its product potassium inwardly rectifying channel subfamily J member 12a (gene kcnj12a). Gene Ontology annotation, biological process: potassium ion import across plasma membrane; regulation of monoatomic ion transmembrane transport. Bases 734 to 2038 code for a protein of 434 amino acids. NCBI's taxonomy places the organism in Eukaryota, Metazoa, Chordata, Actinopteri, Pomacentridae. Gene Ontology annotation, molecular function: inward rectifier potassium channel activity. The transcript is spliced from 2 exons. Gene Ontology annotation, cellular component: plasma membrane. The record is from RefSeq and is a predicted model, not a curated record.